Molecule: messenger RNA, 3022 nt
Organism: Drosophila willistoni
Lineage: Eukaryota; Metazoa; Arthropoda; Insecta; Diptera; Drosophilidae
Gene: Ir25a
Product: ionotropic receptor 25a
Exons: 11
Coding region: 1-2871 (956 amino acids)
Biological process (GO): monoatomic ion transport; synaptic transmission, glutamatergic; modulation of chemical synaptic transmission
Cellular component (GO): postsynaptic membrane; plasma membrane
Molecular function (GO): transmitter-gated monoatomic ion channel activity involved in regulation of postsynaptic membrane potential; glutamate-gated receptor activity
Source: RefSeq, a predicted model, not a curated record
AUGUCAAAUAACUUAUGUGUGUUUCACUUAAUAAUGUUUGACAAUUUUUUAAAGAGUUUAAAACAUUUAUGGAUACUCUGGUUGUUACUCCUGCUAAGUGGGUUAAAUUGGGAGAUAGAAGCCCAAACUAGUCAGAAUAUUAAUGUGUUUUUUAUCAAUGAGGUGGAUAAUGAACCGGCUGCCAAAGCUGUGGAAGUGGUUUUAACCUAUUUAAAAAAGAAUCCAAGCUAUGGACUUUCCGUUCAAGUCGAAUCGAUCGAAGCGAAUAAAACCGAUGCAAAAAUUCUAUUAGAAGCAAUCUGUAAUAAAUAUUCGGCUAGCAUUGAGAAGAAACAAACACCUCAUCUUAUAUUUGAUACCACCAAAUCGGGUGUAUCUUCGGAAACGGUGAAAAGUUUCACCCAAGCCUUGGGUUUGCCCACCAUAAGUGCCUCCUAUGGUCAGGAUGGUGACCUGAGGCAAUGGCGUGAUUUGGAUGAGGCCAAACAGAAGUAUUUGCUCCAAGUAAUGCCCCCAGCUGACAUCAUACCCGAAGUCAUUCGCAGUAUAGUGAAACGAUUGAAUAUAACCAAUGCUGCCAUACUCUACGAUGAGACAUUUGUUAUGGAUCACAAGUAUAAAUCGCUUUUACAGAAUAUACAAACUCGUCAUGUCAUCACGGCCAUAGCCAAGGAUGGCAAACGGGAGAGGGAGGAGCAAAUUGAGAAAUUGCGCAAUUUGGAUAUUAAUAAUUUCUUUAUAUUGGGCAAUUUGCUGUCGAUACGUUUAGUUUUGGAAUCUGUUAAACCGGCCUAUUUCGAGCGAAACUUUGCCUGGCAUGCUAUAACCCAAAGUGAGGGUGAGAUCAGCAGUCAGCGAGAUAAUGCCACUAUAAUGUACUUGAAGCCGGUGGCGUAUACGCAAUAUCGUGAUCGUUUGGGUCUUCUACGUACAACAUUUAAUUUGAAUGAAGAACCACAAUUGGCAUCGGCGUUCUAUUUCGAUUUGGCUUUACGCAGUUUCUUAGCCAUUAGAGAAAUGCUUCAAUCGGGGGCCUGGCCAAAGGAUAUGGAAUAUCUGAACUGUGACGACUUUCAAGGUGGCAAUACCCCGGAACGAACUCUUGAUCUCAGGCAGUAUUUUACUCAGGUUAGCGAACCCACUUCCUAUGGCACUUUUGAAUUGGUCACGCAACCGAGGCAAACCUUCAAUGGUUUCAGUUACAUGAAAUUUGAAAUGGACAUUAAUGUCUUACAAAUUCGUGGUGGUAGCUCAGUAAAUAGUAAAUCAAUUGGCACCUGGACAGCUGGCCUGGAUUCCCCGCUAAUUGUCAAGGAUGAAGACCAGAUGAAAAGUCUAACCGCCGAUACGGUCUAUCGCAUCUAUACCGUAGUGCAAGCUCCUUUCAUUAUGCGGGACGAGACAGCUCCCAAGGGUUACAAGGGCUAUUGCAUUGAUUUGAUCGAUGAAAUUGCCAAUAUUGUGCACUUUGAUUAUACCAUACAAGAGGUCGAAGAUGGUAAAUUUGGUAAUAUGGACGAGAAGGGCGAAUGGAAUGGCAUUGUGAAGAAACUGAUUGACAAGCAAGCUGACAUUGGCCUGGGCAGUAUGUCUGUGAUGGCCGAGCGUGAGAUUGUCAUCGACUUCACCGUUCCCUACUACGAUCUUGUCGGUAUAACCAUAAUGAUGCUACGUCCAAGUUCACCAAGUUCGUUGUUUAAAUUCCUUACGGUGCUGGAGACAAAUGUCUGGCUUUGUAUUUUGGCUGCAUAUUUCUUUACGAGUUUUCUGAUGUGGGUCUUUGACCGUUGGAGUCCGUACAGCUAUCAAAAUAAUCGGGAAAAGUACAAGGAUGAUGAGGAGAAGAGGGAAUUCAAUUUAAAGGAAUGUUUAUGGUUUUGUAUGACGUCGUUGACUCCUCAGGGUGGUGGAGAAGCGCCCAAGAAUCUCUCUGGACGUUUGGUGGCGGCCACCUGGUGGUUGUUUGGUUUCAUUAUAAUCGCCUCGUAUACUGCCAAUUUGGCUGCCUUCUUAACUGUUUCCCGUUUGGAUACGCCAGUCGAGAGUUUGGAUGAUCUUGCCAAGCAAUAUAAAAUCCUUUAUGCCCCUCUUAAUGGCUCCUCGGCCAUGACAUACUUUGAAAGAAUGGCAAAUAUAGAGCAAAUGUUCUAUGAAAUUUGGAAGGAUUUAUCCCUUAAUGAUUCCCUAACCCCAUUGGAGCGCUCCAAGUUGGCUGUCUGGGAUUAUCCUGUGAGUGAUAAAUACACCAAAAUGUGGCAAGCCAUGCAGGAGGCCAAACUGCCGGCCAAUUUGGAUGAGGCAGUGGAGAGAGUUCGAAAUUCGACCACGGCCACAGGAUUUGCCUUUUUGGGUGAUGCCACCGAUAUACGAUAUUUGCAGUUGACCAAUUGCGAUCUUCAGGUGGUGGGAGAGGAAUUCUCGAGAAAACCAUAUGCCAUAGCGGUGCAACAAGGUUCACAUCUCAAGGAUCAGUUCAACAAUGCCAUUCUCACUCUGCUCAAUAAGCGACAACUGGAGAAGCUCAAGGAGAAAUGGUGGAAAAAUGAUGAGGCCCAGGCUCAAUGCGAUAAGCCCGAGGACCAAUCUGAUGGCAUCUCAAUACAAAAUAUUGGCGGUGUCUUUAUUGUCAUUUUUGUUGGCAUUGGCAUGGCCUGCGUUACUUUGGUGUUCGAGUAUUGGUGGUAUCGCUACCGCAAGAAUCCACGUAUAAUCGACGUGACCGAAGCCCAAGCGGCGGAUCGCCUAAAGGACGGCAAAUUACCACAAGACGGUGUCAUCUUGGGGCACUCUGGUGAAAAAUUUGAGAAGUCUAACGCAGCUUUGCGUCCACGUUUCAAUCAAUAUCCGGCUACAUUCAAGCCACGUUUCUAAAAAGAGAGAGAGAGGACCUACAAAGGAGAAAAUACACAAAAUUUCAAAAUGAAUUUUUAGCAAAAACGCACAAACGGUGAAAUGUCUACGUCUAGAGAAUUAAGCUAAUUAAAUCACAUUUCAAGCACAUUUAAUUAAAUUUAUAAACAUA